Molecule: messenger RNA, 549 nt
Organism: Nannizzia gypsea CBS 118893
Lineage: Eukaryota; Fungi; Ascomycota; Eurotiomycetes; Onygenales; Arthrodermataceae
Product: endosulphine family protein
Exons: 3
Coding region: 1-549 (182 amino acids)
Cellular component (GO): cytoplasm
Molecular function (GO): protein phosphatase inhibitor activity
Source: RefSeq, a predicted model, not a curated record
AUGAACCCUCACCAGCAGAACAAGAUAGAUGUCAACUCGUUGAGCCCCGAUGAGCAGCGUCUGCUACGCAUGUAUGGCAAGAUGCCCAAUAAGAAAGACCUCCUCCAGAACAAGCUCAAGGAAAGAAAAUACUUUGACUCUGGAGAUUAUGCCAUGAGCAAGGCAGGAAAGGCCUCAGACGUCACUACAAUCGGGUCCCGUCACCCUCUGCCUGAGAACAUCCCACACCUUACGGCCUCGUCGCCUCCCCAGUCCGCUGCUACCCCAAGCCAUUUUAAUGGAGGUCACGGUCCCGCACACUCACACCCUGGAGGAGUAAAUAAUGGAAUGUCCCCGAGCAUGGCCCGUAGCCCUAUAAAGGAGGGAAGUUUUCUCCAGCGGCAGACCAGCAUGGAAGACGCCGGCAAUGAGGAGGGAUCAAAUGACGGUACGGGCCCGAAGCUGGGUAGCCCAGAGACCAGAGAAACCCAGCGCUCGAAGCUAUCUAUGUCCGAGAGUAGGACGGAAGAAACUGACGACUCGUCGAGUGAAAUCCCUAUUCGACGGUAG